Varroa destructor (honeybee mite) is the source of this 621-nucleotide messenger RNA. Its product is annotated as glutaredoxin-related protein 5, mitochondrial-like. Gene Ontology annotation, cellular component: mitochondrial matrix. The record is from RefSeq and is a predicted model, not a curated record. Lineage: Eukaryota; Metazoa; Arthropoda; Arachnida; Mesostigmata; Varroidae.
UAUACUGAUAACUCGAAGGAAGCGAACUUGGAGCAGUAGAAUCAAAAUCCGAAUAUUACAUUCAGAUCGUUUAUGCUAACAGUUCUGUGCCGGUAGAAAAAGAACGAGUAGCGCAGAUAAUGUAUCUACGCAAAAUUGUAACCCAGGGUGUGCGAUGUUUCGCCACCGAGGCCAAACAUAAACACAUCGAGAAUAUGGUAAAAAAGAGUAAAGUAGUUGUGUUCAUGAAAGGAGUACCUGAUGAGCCUCGUUGCGGUUUCAGCAAUGCGGUCGUACAGGUGAUGAAAAUGCAUAAUGUACCCUUUGAUGCGUACGAUGUCCUUCAAGACGAAAGCUUACGACAGGAAAUCAAGGAUUUUUCGCAAUGGCCAACUAUUCCUCAGGUCUACAUUGAUGGACAGUUUGUCGGUGGUUGCGACAUUAUCAUGGAUAUGCAUAAAAACGGUGAUCUCGUUGAGGAAUUGAAAAAAGUUGGUAUCCGAUCAGCGCUACAGGACCAGGAACCUCCAACGAAAAAAUAAGCGACCUAUGUAUGGAGUUAGCCAGGAGCUAGAUAAUUAUCGCACUACGGCAAUGUCGCCGUAUCAUGUAGAUAUUGCAAAUUGUUCUGCUACUGCUAUG